CGUUGGUGGCGGAAAGAAGGUGUAAGAAAUAGGCCUACUCUGCAGUCAUGGUUAACCUUGAAGGUCUCCCCAAUCCUGAUAAGAUCUUCGAUUCAUGGUAUCCCAUUUUGAUUGGCAUCGUGAUUGGAGUACUCUAUGGCUUUCGAGCUUAUUUCAGGGGUGCUCAGUGUUAUAGUGCUACUAAGCUGACAGGAAAGACAGCUAUUGUCACAGGUGCCAGCUCAGGAAUUGGUGAACAGAUUGCUCUGGACUUCGCUCAGAGAGGAGCCAGGGUUAUCCUUGCGUGUAAAAAUGAAGAAGCUGCAAAAGAAACUGUGGAAUAUAUCAAACGCAAGUCAAAAAAGAAGCAUGAUGUCGUUGUACUGCCCCUUGAUCUGUCAUCAUUUAAGAGUAUUAGAAAGUUUGUGGAAACUUUCAAAACAAUGGAAAACAAGCUGCAUAUUCUAGUAAACAAUGCUGGUACAAUGAUGGGACCCCAGAAAGAAACGGAGGAUAAAUUUGAAGAGCAAUUUCAAGUGAACUAUUUGGGCCAUUUUUUGCUGACCAACCUGCUAUUGGAUGUGAUGAAAUCCUCAGGCUCGGGCAGAAUCAUCAAUGUGACUGCAUCAGCGUACAAGCUGGGAGAAAUUAACUUUGACGAUAUUAAUGGAGAGAAAGAAGCAGAAUUCAACUCCGGGAAGCAGUUCUCUCAGUGUAAACUAGCCGUCAUCUUGUUCAGCCAGGAAUUGGCUCGUAGAUUAGAAGGUACAGGCAUCAAUGUCUACUGUGCAAACCCAGGUAUCACCAAUACCAAUAUCCACAGACACUUCGUCUUCAAGACAAACGCCUUCGUCAGUCUUAGCUUCUCUCCGUUUACCUGGUUCCUGAUGAAGUCCGCCUAUGAUGGAGCACAGACUGCGAUACACUGUGCUGUGGCCGAUGAAGUCAAAGACAGCACUGGCAAAUACUACAGUGAAUGCAACGAGGCUGUCCUAGAAUCUCAGGCUAUAGAUGAUGAUCUGGCAAAAAAGCUGUGGCAAGAAAGUGUAAAAUGGACACGCCUGGAGAGGGACGCAACUGCGGUGAAAAGCUUAAACAGCGGGGAUAGCUGAGAAGUUAUCAUUCAGACAUGACUGUGGUGACAGGAUGUGGCACAUGCAGUGUGAAACAAAGGAGUGUGUCAGUAUGUUGAAGGCAGAAUCAGACAAGAGAGACAUCAGUGAAGUGCGAGAAGACAAACUGUGGUGAUGCAAGAAGAACUUGAGUUCCAGCUGAUUUAUUGCGUGUUCUGAAAACAAGGAUGUCACCCAAAAACAGCAGAAAGGCAAAUUUUUUGCUUGAACUCAAACUUUAACCACUUCAUAGGCUUCUGGAAAUAUUGUUCCAUUUCUAAUAAUCCAUUUCAAUACACUACAUCUACAUGAUGUGGGGCACUCUCGACUGAAUUUGGUUACUCAUUUGAUAUAUUUCUGGAACCACAGUUUAUAAUGUGGAUCUUGCUAGAUUUCCCUGAUGAAGAUUACAGAUGGAUUUACAGGCUAAUCUCUGGCCAACCCCACCUCUGGCCAGUCCCAUACUGAGGAUGUGGUGAUGUUUUAGCUGUUCUGUUGCAAUUGGACAAUUGUGCAUCUUGCACAAAAUCAGAGCUUAACAACUAAUUUUGUACGGUAUCUUUCUUUACAUUUAUUUAUGUGCCACAGGGGUAAUGUAUCAUACUCAGCUUUAGCUAUCAGCUUGUCUGAAUUAUAUUACAUUUAUCACUUGUCAUUUGCAGAAUUUGUGGCAUUAUAGACAAAACAGCCACACAUCUUGAUCAUGUCAUGAAGUCUAGCCAGACAUUUUCUUUCCAUAAGUUCUCACUGGCUUGAAUGUUAACCAAGAUAGGAAUAUGUUUGCUGGCCUUCUACAAAGGGAGGCAACUCCAGAGACGCGCUAUCUUUCAUGUUGAUUUGUACGGAUGGAUUUGCCAUCCCUUUGUUUCGGUCCAUUCUAGCAGACCUGCAGAGAUUCUGCCAGAUACAGAUAAUGAAUGUCAUGGUUUAAAUAUGAGUGUCAAUUUAAGGUAUGUUUUCACCCAGAUUUUGUCUGGUGUCAUUCAUCCAGAUACAUACAUGUAUGUACAGGUAAUUCAACUGGCACCUGAGAGAAUACACGAGUUCACCAGUUCUGUGUUUGGAACGUAAAUAAAACCAUUUGCUACUGUGUUUGACCAUUCAGAAAGCAGAGUUUGGAUGCAUGGGCAUUGGUUUAGCAAAUAUUAGCUCUUUUUGUCAUAAUGAGAGUUUAUUCACAUUCUAUAGGGUGACCAACUAAACUAUAUAUCAGAACACUGUAAACUGUGUUGUAUGUAAUGUAUUCCAUUGGCAUAUAUACAUGUGAAAGCUUGACUUGAAUUCCUGGCAAUUCAUUAUGUUUAGACUGAUGGAGAUGGAGGUGAAUACCAGGAAAUGGUAGGAUGCCUGGAGGUAAAAUAAUGAAUGUGGAGGUGAAUUUAGGCUAGUAAGCCUUGGUCAUGUUGAACAGUGAGAUGGCCAGUUCAUAUCCAGUUUUGUCUGGGUUAAUCUUCAGCAUGACAUCAAACAAUUUAUUGGGUAGCCAUGAAGGUGUUAAGAUUUUCUGGCAGUCCAUAUAAAACACUUAUCAAAAUACAUUAUUGUAAUUUUUAAUAUCAUAUUUGAAGAUUUUUAAUGACUUUGAUACCAGUUUUCAUUGUGAAUCUAUGCAAUACUGUUACAUAUUUUAGUUACAUCAAAUAUGAUACAUUUUCCUCCUGUUUGUCAGAGUGUUGAAUGAGUAGGAAAUGUACUUAUUCAGACUCUUGGGGAUUCUAUAGUUGCUUUUGUUUGUUUAUUUUUUUUAAGGAAUAAUAUCAGGAUUUUCUUUAUAUUCACAAGUAGUUUUUCACAUUUGUUCAACCCUUUUUUUUUUUUUUAAACUACUGAGGUGGAUACUUUGAUCUUUGACCCUGACCUUGUUUCAUACUACUCAGAUCUAAAUCAAUAUACAUAAUAAGUCAAAUAUUGUAUAGAGAAUUUUGAUUACCACUUGUAAAUAGUGUUUUUGUGAAAAUAAUAACCAAAUUAUGUUUUGCGUAUCAUUGGUUGUCUUGCAUUCUUUACGCUGUUCAUUAAACAACAUUUACUGUGUGGAACCCGGCUGCUUUGCGUUAUCAAUGUACAUUAUAAAUAUACUCAGCGCAAAAAUUAGUAAAUGUAUGGCAUUCCUUUAUGGUUUUAGAACUGGGGAGAAUGAUCUUCUUCAAGGAUACAUGUAUGGGGUAUCCUGUAAAUUAUUGAAGGCGUACAUGUAGGACUACCUGAGCACAAAAUAUUAUGUGUGCACAUAUAUAUGAUACAGUUAUGUAUGUAAAUUCAGUGUAAGAACUCUCAAGAUGAAUGGUUUCUCUUUUCUCAGUUGUAUCUUUCAUAUUAAACUGAAUUUAAUAAAAGCCUGCAGGGAGGUUGUCUUCCUGCAGAUUAAAGAUUCGC
Messenger RNA from Liolophura sinensis, 3467 nucleotides. RefSeq names its product retinol dehydrogenase 13-like. Bases 48 to 1091 code for a protein of 347 amino acids. Lineage: Eukaryota; Metazoa; Mollusca; Polyplacophora; Chitonida; Chitonidae. The record is from RefSeq and is a predicted model, not a curated record. The transcript is spliced from 7 exons.